CCUGCCAGGGACCUUAGCAACAAGGGAGGGAGGGAGGGAGGAAGACAACGGAGCACGCGCGGCUGCGCCUGCGCUUUCGUCCAUCUCCCGCUCUCCGCAGCCCCAGCUUCAGCAGCAGCCUGUCUCGGUGCAGGGGAUGGUCUCUUCCGGUUCAUGUCGGAGCAGAGGAAGCCGGGCGGCCAUCUUGGAUCAUCUGGGAGCGGCGGCGCUGCUGCUGCUGCUGGCUGGAGGGGAGAGGAGGGGGGUAGGAAAGAAGGAAACCCGCUUUGGUGGUGGGGAAGAAAGGGUCUUUCCUACACGCACGGAGCGCGGCCUGGGGGCUCUACAAGACCUCGCUGGGGAGCUGCGGAAGAAGGGCCUGCUCUUUUUUCUCUCUUCUUUUUGCGGGGUGGUGGUGGUAGUAGCUGAGGCGGCUCAAGUAACUGGGACUUCUGCUUGAGAAGAAGAAAGAGGAGGGUAGAGAUUUAAAAAAAACAUGAGAGCUGAGGCCCGGUGAAGCGGGCUUGGUGCCGGGGAGAGAGGUUGAGGGACGCGGGUGCCUUCCCUGGAGCAGCCUCGAGCGGCCCGCUUUGCUUCUUCCUCAGUGGAGUGCCUGAGAGAGGACUGGGGGAGGCGCAGCAAGCAGGUUUUAUUCUGCCCCCCAAUACACUCCGGUUCAUUCUCGUACUUGGGACUCUGUUGCUGUAGCGCCCUUUGCCUCUGCUCGUCCGCAGCCCCAUCCCUCCUUGUAAACUGCUGGUGUCUCCUCAUCUCCCUCCCCCUAAUCCCAGCCCCUUCUAACACAGGCACAUUUCUCUCUCUCCCUCCCCCCUUUUUUGCACUCCAUGAGAAUCCCUAUCCUCUUUAAUCCCCUGCCGCCACCUUCUAAGGAUCCUAAUCUGUCUGUAGGAUGAUCCCCGAAGACUCCCAGGAGGAUACAAUGUUCCAUUAUCAAACUGGAAUAUAGAUGAAAAAGAGGGGUCGUGGUGGAGAAGGAAAUAAGUCAAAUUUCCCUCCCCACACUCCCCUUUUCUUGAUGGUGGUACUACUUCAUAACCACUACCAUGCAGUUAAAACGCAUUUUUUGGUAAAUAUAUAUUUGUGGGGAGGAGGGUAUUAGGAUUUUUAAAAUUUUUAUAUAAUAUAGCUGGAUUUUGCCAUCACAAACGGUGCUUCAGCACAAGCGAAUGAAAAUGUCCACUAGAACUCCGCUGCCUACGGUGAAUGAACUGCCCACGGUGAAUGAAAAUGAUACCGGAACAGCAAUAGGGGAAAGCUUUUCUGAAAAGCACACUUCUCAUGGCGAAGGACGACAGGAAGUUCCCCCUCGAACUAGUCGCUCUGGGGCCCGCUGUAGGAAUUCUAUAGCUUCCUGUGCAGAUGAGCAACCCCAUAUUGGGAAUUACCGGCUUCUUAAAACGAUUGGAAAGGGGAAUUUUGCAAAAGUCAAACUGGCCAGACACAUUCUUACUGGCAGAGAGGUUGCAAUAAAAAUAAUUGACAAAACUCAGUUGAAUCCGACUAGUCUACAGAAGUUGUUCAGGGAAGUAAGGAUAAUGAAGAUUUUAAAUCAUCCCAAUAUAGUUAAAUUAUUCCAAGUAAUUGAAACUGAAAAAACACUUUACCUAAUCAUGGAGUAUGCAAGUGGAGGAGAGGUAUUUGACUAUCUAGUUGCACAUGGAAGAAUGAAGGAAAAGGAGGCAAGAGCUAAAUUUAGACAGAUAGUAUCAGCAGUGCAGUAUUGCCACCAAAAGCAUAUUGUUCACAGAGAUCUCAAGGCUGAAAAUCUAUUGCUUGAUGCAGACAUGAACAUUAAAAUAGCCGAUUUUGGUUUUAGCAAUGAGUUUACAGUUGGAAAUAAACUGGACACAUUUUGUGGCAGCCCUCCAUAUGCUGCUCCAGAACUCUUCCAGGGCAAGAAGUAUGAUGGACCUGAAGUAGAUGUUUGGAGCUUAGGUGUCAUUCUUUACACUCUUGUGAGCGGAUCUUUGCCUUUCGAUGGGCAGAAUCUAAAGGAACUGAGAGAGAGAGUGCUGAGAGGGAAAUACAGGAUCCCGUUCUACAUGUCAACAGACUGUGAAAACCUCCUAAAGCGUUUCCUGGUGCUAAACCCAACUAAAAGAGGCACUCUUGAGCAAAUUAUGAAGGACAGAUGGAUCAAUGCAGGGCAUGAGGAUGACGAACUUAAGCCUUUUGUUGAGCCAGAGCUAGACAUCUCGGACCAGAAGAGAAUAGACAUCAUGGUUGGAAUGGGAUAUUCUCAAGAAGAAAUACAAGAAUCUCUUAGUAAAAUGAAAUAUGAUGAAAUCACUGCUACAUACUUGCUACUGGGGAGGAAGUCAUCAGAGUUGGAUGCCAGUGACUCAAGCUCCAGCAGCAACCUUUCACUGGCAAAAGUCAGGCCAAGUAGCGAUCUCAACAACAGUACUGGUCAGUCUCCACAUCACAAAGUACAGAGAAGUACAUCUUCCAGCCAGAAGCAACGACGGUACAGCGACCAUGCUGGUCCAUCUGUUCCUCCAGUAGUGGCAUAUCCAAAAAGAAGUCAAACUAGCACUACAGAUAAUGACCUCAAAGAAGAAGGAAUCCAAUCACGGAAACCCAGCAGCAGUACCGCUGGAGGAAGAGGAAUUGCUCCUGCUAGCCCUAUGCUUGGGAAUGCCAGCAAUCCAAAUAAGGCUGAUAUUCCUGAGCGUAAGAGAAGCUCUGCUGCACCCAAUAACAACACUACACCUGGAGCCAUGACACGGCGAAAUACUUACGUCUGUAGUGAAAGAACAACUGCAGACAGGCACUCAGUCAUUCAAAAUGGCAAAGAGAGCAGCACUAUUCCUGAUCAAAGGACUCCAGUUGCUUCAACUCACAGCAUCAGCAGUGCAACAACACCUGACCGCAUCCGUUUCCCAAGAGGAACCGCCAGUCGUAGCACUUUCCAUGGCCAGCUCAGAGAACGGCGCACAGCUACUUACAACGGACCCCCUGCGUCACCCAGUCUGUCUCAUGAAGCAACACCACUUUCGCAGACACGAAGUAGGGGCUCCACUAACCUGUUCAGUAAAUUGACUUCAAAGCUGACAAGAAGAAACAUGUCAUUCAGGUUUAUCAAAAGGCUCCCAACUGAAUAUGAGAGGAACGGGAGAUAUGAGGGCUCCAGCCGUAACGUUUCGGUUGAUUCGAAGGAUGACAACAAGGAAGCCAAGCCCCGUUCGCUACGAUUCACUUGGAGCAUGAAGACCACCAGCUCCAUGGAUCCAAACGAUAUGAUGAGGGAAAUCCGUAAGGUCUUGGAUGCCAAUAACUGUGACUAUGAACAGAGGGAACGUUUCUUACUUUUCUGCGUCCAUGGAGACGGCCAUGCAGAAAACCUUGUGCAGUGGGAGAUGGAGGUCUGUAAACUGCCAAGACUGUCACUGAAUGGAGUUCGCUUCAAAAGGAUAUCGGGAACAUCCAUAGCUUUUAAAAACAUUGCUUCCAAAAUUGCCAAUGAAUUAAAGCUGUAAUGAGAAGAGCAAUCAAGUUUGUAAAUUUAAAGUAGCAAUUUCAGGUGUUUUUUUGAGAACACCAUGGAAAUGUAUAGAAUAAUAUUUAGGGCAAUAAUUUCUGCAUCUUUUGAAUCAUGAUAUUAAAACAGUUGAGGCAAACUGCUAAGCUGGAAGGGAGAGUUGGACUUUUUUAUAUAUGUGCACUACAGCAUUAAAGUUGCCUACUAUGUAAAAUA
Messenger RNA from Rhineura floridana, 3697 nucleotides. RefSeq names its product microtubule affinity regulating kinase 3 (gene MARK3). The transcript is spliced from 19 exons. The coding region runs from base 1167 to 3479 and encodes 770 amino acids. Gene Ontology annotation, molecular function: ATP binding; protein serine/threonine kinase activity. Gene Ontology annotation, biological process: intracellular signal transduction; protein phosphorylation. NCBI's taxonomy places the organism in Eukaryota, Metazoa, Chordata, Lepidosauria, Squamata, Rhineuridae. Gene Ontology annotation, cellular component: cytoplasm; plasma membrane. The record is from RefSeq and is a predicted model, not a curated record.